AUGGCGAGCGAUCUCGACCCCGACGCAACGCCAAAUCCAGAAUGUCAUAUUCUGCCGGCAACGAAAUAUGUUCCUAACAGCCCUUUGCCACUCUUAAUCUAUCGGGGUGUUCUUCCAAAGCCUAUCACAACAGAAUCAUGCCAAGAAAUGAUUGAAAGUCAUGGCUGGACAAGACAGGCCAAAAUAUGGGGUGCUUACUAUCUUCGCCAUUUCCACCCCAACAACCACGAAUGUUAUGCGGUCUUGAGUGGUUCAUCAAGAACAAUAUACGGGGUUGGAGAAAGCGACGAGACAGAGGGGCGACAGCCCAGCAGCGGAGCCUCAAUAGCCGCCGGUCUACAACUUACUCUAUCCGCGGGGGACGUGAUAAUCCAUCCCGCCGGAAUAGCUCAUGCAAAUGUCACCGAGGAGGGCGACUUCAAAUACAUGGCAUUCAACCCCAGCGAGAAAACAACCUGGAGAACCGAGCUUGGUCGCAAAGAAAUGAAUCUAGAAGAGAUGAUGGCUGAGACUUUGGCAGUACCUGUUCCAUCUGAUCCCGUCACGGGCGUGGAUGGACAUUUGACAAGGCUAUGGCCAUCCGCAUUCAGCGAUUUUGUUGCCGGGCAUUCGAAGUACUUGGUUUAA
Clonostachys solani is the source of this 627-nucleotide messenger RNA. The record is from the annotation of a GenBank genome assembly. Lineage: Eukaryota; Fungi; Ascomycota; Sordariomycetes; Hypocreales; Bionectriaceae.